ACACGCAAACCGGCAGUGCGCCUGUGCUGGGAGGGAUGGCUGAGGACUACACACUCCGUCCUCACUGAGGCUCACGCGUCUGUCGUUACAGCCCGGUUUGGGUCUGGGUUUGGGUUUGGAUGCAGGGAGACUCCCGUCUGCGUUUUCUUGGACAAAAUGCGGAGUCCAGAGCCGCCGGCGUCGCUGCGGUGUGUCGGCGGUGCGCAGUGAGGAGGCACUGGCGGGUCGGUGUGUGCUGUGAAUAAUGUCUGGAGGCGCUGCGUGCAGAUCUUCUGACUGGGAAAGUUGUUUGUCGCUUGUUUGGAUCUGAGACAAGAUGCAUCUGUUUCGGAGUCACCAUUACCAAGUGUUCCCGGACCGCUCCUCAGUGGAAACACCGACCAUACGAGGCAUCAGCUGGACUCCGCUGCCAGAGGCCCUAAAUUCAAAGGACACCAUGAAGCAGUUUCUUUCAGAUCGUGUGGUAAAGGCAGCGAGAUCAGUGUAUAGUGUCAUGAUCGAGAGGAACCCUGGACUCGUCCGAGAUAGAAAGUAUCACCUAAAAACAUACAGACAGUGUUGUUCUGGUAAGGAGCUUGUCGAUUGGCUGAUGAAACAAAAUGAAUGCCUGCAAUCAAGAAGCCAGGCAGUUGGGAUGUGGCAGGUCUUGGUGGAUGAAGGAAUCCUUGUUCAUGUGAAACAUGAGUUGAACUUCCAUGACAAGGACACACAGUUCUACCGCUUCCAGGACUCUGAGUUCAGCCUGAACUACACGACAAAUGAGAAGGACUCGGAGGACGAGCUGCAGGAGGGUCUGUCGCUGCUGUCUCAGCUCGGUCCUGAUGCUCUGCUCACUAUGAUCCUACGCAAAUGCCCUAGUCAGAGGAGUGCUGAGGACCUGGAGGUCAUCUACGAGGAGCUGCUCCAUGUCAAGGCUGCGGCUCAUCUAUCCACCUCUGUGCGUAAGGAGCUGGCAGCGGUGCUGGUCUUUGAAUCACAUGCCAAAGCCGGAACAGUCUUGUUCAGUCAAGGGGACAAAGGGACUUCCUGGUACAUCAUCUGGAAAGGCUCUGUAAAUGUGAUCACACAUGGGAAGGGCCUGGUCACUACACUACAUGAAGGCGAGGACUUUGGGCAGCUAGCUUUGCUGAACGACGCCCCUCGUGCUGCCACCAUCAUCCUGAGAGAAGACAACUGCCAUUUCCUCCGUGUUGAUAAACAGGACUUUAUACGCAUCCUCAAGGAUGUUGAGGCUAAUACGGUGCGACUGCAGGAGCAUGGGAAAACUGUGCUGGUGCUGGAGAAGAGCACAGACUGGGCGGAGCAGGGCGGAGCAGGGAACAACUGCAAGUACACCGUUAUGUCAGGAACACCUGAGAAAAUCCUGGAGCACUUAUUGGAAACAGUAAGGUUGGACUCUAACGGAAAUGAUGCAAUAGAUCCCUGCGUAAGCGACUUCCUGCUCACCCACAAAGUCUUCAUGCCCUCCAGCCAGCUGUGUCUCGCACUACAGCACCACUAUCAGGCCGAGCUCUCUGAGGGCUCAGAUCAGGAGAAGGCUUCAUACGUUCUCACCACCAAGCAGAAGGUAGUGAAACUGAUUAGCCAGUGGGUGGCGCUUUAUGGCCUUCUCCUGAAAGAAGACCCCAUCGCUUUGGAUUCUCUGGAGAGGUUGAAGAAGGAGGUGGCAGGAGAUUAUCGUCUGUCCAGCAUCCUGAAAGAACAAUUUAGGGAAAGGAGGAGAACAAAAGUGAUGGAGAAUGGAUAUCAGUCCCUGAUCAGGAACCAGCAAUUUGAUUGGUUUUCACACUGUGAGGAGCCUGUGGGGAGGUUACAACCAAUCAGAGCACAAGAUAAAGUACUCUAUGAGAUCUACAGGCCAGACAACAAACCUCUCACUCUGAUGCUCCCAGUGAACUCGUCUGUACAGGAUGUGAUGUCAGCGACAGUCAAACCCGGCGGAGAUCACAUCCUGGUCAAAAUGAACUCUGUGGGAGAAAGAGCUCAGUUAAAGCUGGAUGCGACUGCAGUCUACACGGCGCUGGGACUCAACGAGAGACUGUUCAUCUGCACAAGCAGCCAAGUGGAACAACUGACACCCCUGACGGAGCAACAGGGUCCAGAGCGAGGAACAACCGACAUCCUGGAACAGAUGGGCUCUAAAGACAUCGCCAAUGAACUCACCAACUACGACUGGGAACUGUUCACUGCCAUGCAUGAGGUGGAGCUUGUCUACUAUGUGUUCGGGCGUCAUAAAUUCCCAGGUGCCAUCACAGCUAACCUGGAGCGGUUCGUGCGUCGCUUCAAUGAGGUGCAGUACUGGGUGGUGACGGAGCUGUGCCUCUGUGAAGACCUGGUGAAACGAGCCAUUCUGCUCAAGAAGUUCAUAAAGAUUGCAGCAGUAUUAAAAGAGCAGAAGAACCUGAAUUCAUUCUUUGCUGUGAUGUUCGGUUUGAGCAACAGCGCAGUACACAGGCUUUACAAGACCUGGGAGAGAAUACCCAGCAAGACAAAAAGAGUUUACUGUGCUUAUGAGAGGCUGAUGGAUCCCUCACGCAACCACAGGGCCUACAGACUGGCUGUGGCCAAACUCAGUCCUCCCUACAUCCCCUUCAUGCCUCUGCUGCUCAAAGACAUGACAUUCAUCAAUGAGGGAAAUCCAAACUAUGUAGAUAAAUUGGUCAACUUUGAGAAAGUGCGCAUGAUCGCCAAGACGGUGAAAAUUGUACGAGGAUGUAGAAGCCAGCCGUACGUGCCGUCGUCUCCACAGAGGGGUCUGGCAGAUCGGAUGUUUCUGGAAGGGCCUGCUACUCGCAUAUCUACAUACUCAGACAACGCCCUCACUCUCCGGAGUCCCAGCAACAUCCGACAAUACAUCCAGAACCUGAAAGUGAUCGACGACCAGCGUAAGCUGACGCAGCUAUCAAGAACAAUCGAAUGCUAGAACAUCGACCUGCAGAUGUAGAAAAACUGUAAAACUGUAGCUCAAGAAAAAACCACAGAACAGACUCAGCUGCAUGAACACAUUCGCCUAAAUAAGAUGGAUGUCUGGAGGCGCUGAGCGCCGUGGAUUCGCUCUAAUUCAAGGAGCUUGGACAUUGAUGGAUCAGCUCUGCACAGCAUCAAGAGUGCAAAUGUGCUGUUUGCACAGUAAUAACCUCUGAUGAUGAACUAGAGAAUCCAGUUCUGGGACUUGUGGGACACUUUUUAUAUUCAGAAAGCCUCACAGCCUUGCAUGUGCCACAGUGGAAACUCACCCACUCACAAAGGCGAUGUUACAAUGUGUACAGAUAAUCAAAGUAUGCCUGACUUUGGUGUAAAGAGUCAUAUGUAACAUUUUGUAUCCUGCUGUCUGUGGAAGAAUCACUCUGUUGGGUCGACAAAAAGGCUAUGAGAACACAUGCGACACAUCUUUGCCUUCGUUUAUCACUCGCAGUCAGAUUUUUCGUGCACUAGUACUUUCACAUUAAAACUAAUAUAUUGUAUCGGAUCAUUUUUUGGCAACAAGGCCACUAACUGACAUGCAAAAUAUAAUUUCAUACAAUGUUGUUUUCUAAAUAAAUUAUUUUCUCAGUUA
Molecule: messenger RNA, 3556 nt
Organism: Plectropomus leopardus (leopard coralgrouper)
Lineage: Eukaryota; Metazoa; Chordata; Actinopteri; Perciformes; Serranidae
Gene: rapgef3
Product: Rap guanine nucleotide exchange factor (GEF) 3
Biological process (GO): Ras protein signal transduction
Cellular component (GO): plasma membrane
Molecular function (GO): guanyl-nucleotide exchange factor activity
Source: RefSeq, a predicted model, not a curated record